Eleginops maclovinus (Patagonian blennie) is the source of this 6615-nucleotide messenger RNA. It is a transcript of the gene slit1b, whose product is annotated as slit homolog 1b (Drosophila). Bases 25 to 4533 code for a protein of 1502 amino acids. Gene Ontology annotation, molecular function: calcium ion binding; Roundabout binding; heparin binding. NCBI's taxonomy places the organism in Eukaryota, Metazoa, Chordata, Actinopteri, Perciformes, Eleginopidae. The record is from RefSeq and is a predicted model, not a curated record. Gene Ontology annotation, biological process: axon guidance; negative chemotaxis. The transcript is spliced from 38 exons.
GCCGGGUCAAGAGGCUGCGGGGCGAUGCUGGCGUGGGGCGUCCUGGUGCUGGUGGCAGGAUGGGGAGCUGUGGAGGCGUGCCCGACUCCCUGCAGCUGCCUGGGGAACACAGUGGACUGCCACGGCCUGGGGAUCCACUCCAUACCCAGGAACAUCCCCAGAGGCACAGAGAGGCUGGAUCUGAACGGGAACAACCUGACAGUGAUCACCAAGUCGGACUUCGCUGGUCUCAAACACCUCCGAGUCCUUCAUCUGAUGGAGAACCAGAUCAGCACCGUGGAGAGAGGAGCUUUUGAUGAGCUGAAGGAGCUGGAGAGACUUCGCCUCAAUAAGAACCACCUCAGCCAGUUUCCAGAGCUGCUGUUCCAGAAGAACGAACUCCUCUCUCGACUGGAUUUGAGUGAAAAUGCCAUCCAGGCCGUCCCAAGGAGAGCCUUCAGAGGAGCCAUGGACCUCAAAAACCUUCAGCUGGAUAAAAACCACAUCAGCUGCAUCGAAGAGGGAGCGUUCAGAGCGCUGAGGUCUCUGGAAGUACUGACGCUGAACAACAACAACAUCAGUACCAUCCCCGUCUCCAGUUUCAACCACAUGCCGAAGCUCCGCACCUUCCGCCUGCACUCUAACUCCCUGCGCUGUGACUGUCACCUGGCCUGGUUGUCUCCCUGGCUGAGGCAGCGAGUGUCUCUGGGUCUCUACACUCAGUGCAGCUCCCCCCCCACGCUGAGGGGCCUGAACCUGGCCGAGCUAAGAAAGAGCGACUUCGCCUGCUCAGGGAACGGCGGCAGUGCGUUCGUGCAGCCGUGCAGCCUGGCGUCGGGCUCCUGUCCCCCCAUGUGUUCCUGCAGCAACAACAUCGUGGACUGUCGAGGGAGGGGCCUCACCGCCAUCCCCGCACACCUGCCGGAGGCCAUGACCGAGAUUCGUUUGGAGCAGAAUGGCAUCAAGUCGGUUCCUCCAGGCGCCUUUACCUCCUACAAGAAGCUUCGUCGCAUAGACCUGAGUAACAACCAGAUAUCUGAGAUUGCUCCUGAUGCUUUCCACGGCCUCCGAGCUCUCAACUCCCUGGUGCUGUACGGGAAUAAGAUCACGGAGCUGCCCAGCGGAGUGUUUGAUGGCCUUUCCUCUGUGGAGCUGCUGCUGCUGAACGCCAAUAAGAUCCACUGCAUCAGAGCGUCCGUGUUCAAAGACCUGGAGAACUUGGCCCUGCUGUCGCUGUACGACAACAAGAUCCAGAGUCUGGCUAAAGGCACCUUCAGCUCCCUGCACAGCAUCCAGACACUCCACCUGGCCCAGAACCCCUUCGUGUGUGACUGUAAUGUGAAGUGGCUGGCCGACUUCCUGCGCUCCAACCCCAUCGAGACCAGCGGAGCGCGCUGUGCCAGCCCCCGCCGCCUCGCCAACAAGCGCAUCGCUCAGAUCAAGAGCAGCAAGUUCCGCUGCUCCGCCAAGGAGCAGUACCACAUCCCAGGUACCGAGGACAGGCGUCUGAGCUACGAGUGUAACAGUAAGCCGGUGUGUCCCGCCAAGUGUCGCUGUGAGGCCAACGUGGUCGACUGCUCCAACCUGCGCCUCACCAAGUUCCCCGAACACCUGCCCUCCUCCACCGAAGAGCUGCGUCUAAACAACAACGACCUCUCGGUGCUGGAGGCCACCCGAGCCUUCAAGGGUCUGUCGCAGCUCAAGAAAAUUAACCUGAGCAACAACAAGAUCUCAGAGAUCGAGGACGGAGCGUUUGACGGAGCCUCGUCGGUGGUGGAGCUUCACCUGACGGCCAAUCACCUGGAGUCAGUGAGAGGGAGCAUGUUCCGAGGCAUGGAGGGGCUACGCAUGCUGAUGCUGAGGAACAACAAGAUCAGCUGUAUCCACAAUGGCAGCUUCACGGGUCUGAGCAAUGUCCGGCUGCUCUCGCUCUACGACAACCAGCUGAGCACCAUCCUGCCCGGAGCCUUCGACACACUGCCCAACCUGUCCACACUGAAUCUUCUGGCGAACCCCUUCAACUGCGACUGCCGUCUGUCCUGGUUCGGAGCGUGGCUUCGGAGCCGGCGCAUCGUGACGGGGAAUCCUCGUUGCCAGAGCCCCGCGUUCCUGCGAGAAAUCCCCCUGCAGGAUGUCGCUGUCCCUGACUUCCGCUGCGAGGACGUUCUGGAGGACAUCAGCUGCUCUCCCGGCCCUCAGUGUCCCAGUCAGUGCACCUGUAUGGACACGGUGGUCCGCUGCAGCAACAAACACCUGCAGGCUCUGCCCAGAGGACUCCCCCGCAACGUCACCGAGCUGUAUCUGGAUGGUAACCAGUUCACCAGUGUUCCCAAGGAGUUAGCCACCUUCAAAUACCUGCAGCUUGUAGAUCUGAGCAACAAUAAAAUCAGCUCACUGUCAGACGACUCCUUCUCCAACAUGAGCCAGCUCACCACUCUGAUCCUCAGUUACAACUCUCUGCACUGCAUCCCCCCUCUGGCUCUUGGCGGCCUGCGCUCUCUGAGACUACUCUCUCUCCAUGGCAACGACAUCUCGGAGCUGCAGCAGGGCAUCUUCAGCGACGUGGCCUCCCUGUCUCACCUAGCAAUUGGAGCAAACCCUCUGUACUGUGACUGUCGUCUGCUCUGGCUCUCGGACUGGGUGAAGAGUGGCUACAAGGAGCCCGGCAUCGCCCGGUGUGCCGGGCCCCGCGGGAUGGAGGGCAAGCUGCUGCUCACCACGCCCGCCGACAAGUUCCAGUGUCUGGGUCCGGUAGAGGCAUCCGUUCAGGCCAAAUGCAGCCCUUGUGUUUCCUCUCCCUGCCAGAACCAGGGUGUGUGUCAGCUCCACGACACUGAGCUGUACACCUGCACCUGCAAGUCCGGCUUCACGGGUAAACACUGUGAGACUCCGGUAGAUGCUUGUGUCAGUAACCCCUGCACCAACGGGGGAAUCUGCAUCAGUGACGAACAGACCCGAGGCUUCAGCUGUGCGUGUGCGUUUGGUUUCCAUGGCACGUUCUGCGAGGUGAACGUGGACGACUGCGAGGACCACGGCUGUGAGAACGACGCCACCUGUGUGGACGGAGUCGGCAACUACACCUGCGUGUGUCCGCCGAACUACACCGGUUUGUUUUGUGAGGAACUGGAGGAUGUGUGUUCUCCAGGUAGAAAUCCCUGUCAGCAUCAGUCCACCUGCAUCAGCACUGUUACCGGCACCAGGUGUGUGUGUAUUCCAGGCUGGGUGGGGCCAGACUGCAGUAUAGAUUAUAAUGAGUGUGUGGACCAUCGCUGUCAGAACGGGGCUCAGUGUGUCGACCAUCUGGACGGAUACAGCUGCGUCUGCCCGCUGGGAUACAGUGGAGAGUUUUGUGAAGCGUCUCUUCCACCCCCGUCGCUCUGCCAGCUGUCUGUGUGUCAGAACGGCGCCCCCUGUGUGGAGGAGGCGGGCGCCGCGGUGUGCGAGUGUCUGCCGGGCUUCGAGGGCGAGCGCUGCCAGAAGCUGGUCAGCGUCAACUUCGUGGACCGGGACUCGUACGUUCAGCUGCAGGACGUCAAGAACUGGCCUCGAGCCAACAUCACGCUGCAGGUCUCAACAGCAGAGGAUAACGGCAUCUUGCUCUACAACGGAGACAACGAGCCAAUCGCUGUGGAGCUGCAUGAGGGUCACGUCAGAGUCACAUAUGACCCGGGGAACCAGCCUGCCACCACUAUCUACAGCACUGAGACGGUGAACGACGGUCUCUUUCACACAGUGGAGCUGGUGACCUUUAACCGAAUGCUGAACCUGUCUGUGGACGGAGGAGAGCCGACGACCCUCGACAGCCAAGGCCGGAGCCAGCGGGGGGCCGGGGAAGCCCCUCUGUACGUCGGAGGGAUGCCUGAGGCGGUGAUGGACUCCUCUCAGGGUCUCUCCUCUCAGACCCUGAACACCUCCAGCUUCCACGGCUGCAUCCGGAACCUGUACAUCAACCACGAGCUGCAGGACUUCACCCGCAGCACCAUGAAGCCGGGGGUGGAGCCGGGCUGCCAGCCCUGCCGCAAGCUCUACUGCCUGCACGGCGUCUGCCAGCCCGACGCCGCACAGGGUCCCCAGUGUCACUGUCAGACAGGCUGGACGGGUCAACUCUGCGAUCAGCCAAUCACAGCGGACCUUACUGCAGCGGAGACGGUCACCAUGGCAAUCGAUGUCAACCCGUGUGAAGGCAGCAAGUGUGUGAAGGGUGUGUGUGUGGCGGUGGACGCUCAGAAGUACCGCUGCGAGUGUGUGCAGGGCUUCACCGGAGAGAGCUGCGACAUAGAGACCCCGUGCAGAGGGGAGCCAGUGAGGGACUUCCACCGCCUGCAGCAGGGGCCCGUCCUCUGCCAGACAUCGAAGCCCUUCUCCUGGGUGGAGUGCCGGGGCCGCUGCCAGGCCGGCACGGAGCCGGGGGCCGCCGCCGCCACCGCCUCCAACUCCUGCUGUGCCCCGCUGAGGGUCCGGCGCCGCAGGCUGAGCUUCGAGUGCGACGACGGCACCUCGUUUAUGCAGGACGUGGAGAAGCCCGUGGAGUGUGGCUGCAAGGAGUGUGUGUAAUGGAUGUAAACAACCCACACACACACACACACACACACAAGCUAAAGAGGUACACACACUGUAGGGAUUCUAUCACGGACAUGUCGGUUUUUGUUUCGUGUGUUUUUAUCGCGCAGUUUUGUAACACAAGACAGUUCUUCCCUCCUCUCGAGCUCAAAGAGGCCACCUCAUCUUUCUCCAGGAGAACCGGCGCUAACUACCUAACUCCUGCUCAUCCUAAUACGUGUGUGUGUGUGUGUGUGUGUGUGUGUGUGUGUAAGCCUCCGUAUGCCUUCUUGUUUGUGUUUCCGUAGUGUGGAAGGUACUCAUUUACGCCAGAGAUUAAAAUAAACGGUUUCUGAGUCAGAACUGUUCAAAAUAAUUAGUCAGAAAUGAAAAUACAUCCCCUGUCAGACGUCAUGUGCAGCACUGAGCUCUGACGGCUUCAUGAAGGUGAAAUCAGACAUUAUAAAGUGUUGUUUGCUGCAGACAUGACUCUUCAUAUUCCUACUUUCUACUGAGGGUUCAGUUUUGAAAUGAGGGUGAACUCCAAAAGAUAUGAUGUAUUUCUGACAUCUAGUUUCAGUAUUUAUCCUGAAAGCAGCAGGAAGCGAUAGAUGAAAGUACCAUAAAGUAAAGUAUGAAUAUAGGCGGUUCAUUUCCGUCAAGUUAAUCAGGAGAGUUUACAUUUAAUUACAGAGAAUAAAAAGUACCAAAAAGAUGAAUUUGAUAAAACAUGUUGUAAAUCAAAUUCAGGCAAUCAUUUGAUAAAGGUCCAUUAAAUCCUACACAAUUAUCCCAUCACAAAUAUAGUUACUUUUAAUAAACGCAGGUCAUUGAGUUCCAAAUAAUGACCCUGAUGUGAAUGAAAGGGUCGCCAACACAAGCAGCAUGGUGGUCAGAGGUCACAGUGUUUAGCGGGGGACAACAGAGGGUCAUUCCCAUCGCUGCUCACCAGACAAGGAGGUGGAGGGGGCUUGGAGUGUGUGUGGGAGUGUAAGUGUGUGUCUAUUCUUCUAUCUGUGUGAGGACCAGAGUAACCAAACAUUUAAACCAAGGAUAUUUUGGUCAGUUUCUGGCUCCUUGAAAGGUAUAUUUUGAGGUUUAAACUACAUUUGUAUUGUUUGUAAAUUAGAAUUAAAGCAUAUCUGCAUAUCAAAAUCUCAAUUCUGCUAUGAUACCAACAAAAUAAUGGGUUUAAAGGCUGUACAUUUGCUAGAGGUUGGCUUUAAAUGACCAGUCAGAGUCCUUUAUUUGACCUUUAAUGACUCAUUUUAACCCUUGUUUUCAUUUUGAUAUUUCUCAAUGAAAUUUCUACAAGUUGGUUUCAAUCUAGAGACGCAGUUACCGUAUUCAAACGGUAAAUAUUUUAUCAAUCAAUCCAACCAUCAAACAUUUUAUUCACAAACAAAAACAGCAACACCUUUACUGUAAGUCCAUAGACAGAGGCAUACUUAACGUUUUGGUUCAUAUUAUAUAUAUUAUACCAACAGGAGUCAGUGAACACAGGACGUCUUCAUUUGGCUCUUAAACGUAUCACAUUUAGGGUCAACGCGUGGUCCUCACAAGUAUAGAAGGACAUUUGUGUGUGUGUGUGUGUGAGACGCUGUCCCUGAUAACGAGUUUCAUUAUACGACGAUGCGGCGUUUGUCCCGAUCGAACGCUUCUUUUCCGAUUUGUCCGAAGAGCCGGUGAACGCAUCGCGGGAGAAAGUAGCUUUUAUAUUUGAUGACAUGUUAUUUAUAUGGAUGUGAAACUAAAAAACAGAAGUGCGUAAUAUUUACAUUUUAACAUGUUUUUAUUUGUUGUUGUUUGUAGAGUUUUGUGUCAUAAAUAAACUAACGUAGCUUUUAUUGUCAUUAUGAUUAAAACUGCAAUACAUCGUCACACAGUAACGGCCUAACAGAUUGUAAUAUAUAUUAUAUGCUUAUUUGAUUUUGUCAUAGUAUUUUUAUAUGUUGGAGAGGAUGUUUCAUCUGUAGACGUUUUGUUUUCAGUCGCCCAAAAACUUGAUGGGAAUUUCACACGGAAACCAGCGAGCGUUUGGGUUCAUGUUCAGUGUUUCUCUUUCCUAUUUAUUUAAAUAAAGAGCUGUUUCUCCUC